AAUGGCGGCGCGUGGUCCUCGUACGCGCGGGAGUCGGUAAGGGCGAUUGCGAUUAUUGAUUUUCCAUUCUUCCCAACGGCGGGAAAUGCGAGCCUCGCCGACCUCACCCUUUUCGUCCGGCGCCGACUACGGGAAUUCCUGCCCGGAAAUGACCAUAGAAACAUGGACAACAGUGACAUGCAGCACAACUGGUUGCACGACUACAGGCGCCGAUCUCUUUCCAAAGACGGUGUUUAUAGAAGCCGAUUUAAUAAACGUCGAAUAUUAUAACAAAGUCAAAACAAUGGAAAUAUUGCCUCGAAGAAAUUGGAAAACAAGAUUCGUAACAUGACUUUUCGGAAACGAAAUACGGGAAAACGCAGACGAGGCUUUCCCGCGAUUGCCAGGAAAUCCGCCGAAUGCCACAAACAUUAAAGAAAGAGAAAGAGAGGGAGAGCAUCCUGAGUAUCGAAAAUAACCACGAUGAGGGAAGAGGCAGGGAGCAGAACGAAUUCGGCGGUUCCGGGUGAGGGAGGGGGCCGACGAUGGUUGUCUUCUGCUGCUCUCCGGUGCUUUGACUUUUCCGAGAGUCCAGUGUGUUUCGCUACCCGAGGAACCCGUGUUCUCCACCUAUAUCAGCGCGAAGUAAUUAAAGAAUAAAUCUCUCUCGAGAUUAAGGUAUCAACCAUGACCACCCAAAAGGCAAGAUUUGUGAACAAGCAGUUCAAUUCCCCCAUUAAUUUAUAUUCACCACAAGUGAUACAGGAGACUCUAGAUAGGCAGACUCAAGUUUUGGCUAACGGUGCAGUCGGAAUCGACUUCAAUCAGUUAGCCAAGCCGGCGAACUUGCAGAAUAGCGCGGUUUUACGUAUGCUCGAAGAAGAAGAAACGAGGCAGCGCGGUGGUCAACCCGGUCUCAAACGAGUAGCUUGGCCACCGCCUCCAGAAGAUCAAGACUUCGACUACGUGGAGCAAACUCCAAUUCAAGCGAAGACCCGUGGAUACGGUGAUCUCGGCUCGUACCAGAGCAGUCCCACGUCAGGUCCAUCACCCCAACCAUCCUUGGUGAUCGCACCGCAGAGCGCCGUCCCGUCAUCCCCGUCACCGGUCAGUCCUGGCGGCACGCUUCUGCGACAACCAUCGCACUUUCGACAACAACAGACGAAUCUCAAGAGCUGGACGCCGGUGACACCCCCGGCGACUUCGCCGCUCCCGCACCAGCAGCAUCCUCCGCUUCCGAGUCAACAGACCCAGCCUUGGCAGCAACACUCCCAGGAUCCCUACGACCGAACACCACAGAAGCAACAGAAUCAACCCGGUUAUCAAUCAUCUGUUCCUGCGGCGUUCGAGGCACCACCCUCCACUAUCAUUCUUCGUCCUGAGCCACCUAUCUCGCAGAUACCAGCACCGGUGUAUCAGGCCCAACCUGCAGCAACCAAGGCUCCGGCAACAGGCAACAUGCGAGGAGAUCUAAAGUGGCCACCACCGACCAUAAAAGCCCAGGUCGAGGCAGAAAACCGAGCCAGGAUAGAACUCGCAAAGGGCCCGGCUUUUAGGCCUCGUCGAGUGAACAAGGACUAUAGCAGUUUCUUCGCACAACAUGCUCUGAACAGUAACUACCCGGGCUACCGAGCACCGCCGGGUACCCAGUACUUCACACCGGCUUAUCAACAUUAGUAAAUAUUUCGUUUUGAACAACGAGCACGAAGCAUUGUCCUGAGUUUCUCGUCAAAUGGGAUCGAGUGUUCCGAUUACAAGUGCUUUCAAAGUUACCGAGAUGCUCAGGAUCGCUGUUCGCCGAUCUUCCAAGAUCCCGAGAAAUCAGGGAAGCGCACGAAGAAUGAUUUAAAUUUUAAAAAAAUUUAAGCGUGAAAAAUUGCGAUGUUGCUUUUUUUCAUAUUUGGGCCACAAAUCUGCGCACAAGAUACUGUGCUGUUGCUCUUUCAGAAUGUGGCCCAGACACUAAAAAAUCUCGCUUAUAAUACUUCAUGCGCUUCUCGGUUUUCGAGAAAAAAAUUUCCAAUCCGGUUUUCGAACUUUUACGAGUCUGUACAUACAGAGACUGAUUCUCGGUUUUCUUUCGUCUUUGUGGGGUAAUAAGAGUUUCUGUAUAGUAAAUUAAUAAUUACUAUACAAAAAUCUAAUUUGUAUCUUACGGCAUUCGGUUUAUUAUCCGGGCAUCAUCGUUCAGAGAUUUCCAGAUUCAUAUCACGUUUUCCUUUUUUCAUCCAUAAUUGAAAAAGAGUCUUUAAAUGUAUUUAUAUCCUUAACGAAAAAUAAUAGAAGAUAAUUUAAAAAUGUUAUUUUACAUCUUUUCUCUUUUUUUUUCGUGCGGGAUUGUUUUUAUCUUUUUCCACAAUUUAGAAAUUUUUGCUUGCGUAAACGUGUCUCCAGUUUGGAAAUUUCUGAUCUGAACAAAUUCAAUGUUGUGAUAGAAUUAAAAUGUUGCAAACAAGUUUAUAAAACUAACGCUUGCCAUAAGAAUAAAAAAAGUGGCGGAUCAUAAACAAUCGCUUAAAUAUUUCGAGUGAUAGCGACAGAGAUUGUACUUUUAUUCCAAAGACAAUAUGACGAUACGGAGAAUAUAUAAUAACGAACGUCACGAAUAUAGAAAAAUUUGCGA
Camponotus floridanus (Florida carpenter ant) is the source of this 2602-nucleotide messenger RNA. Its product is annotated as leucine-rich repeat extensin-like protein 5. Bases 667 to 1656 code for a protein of 329 amino acids. Lineage: Eukaryota; Metazoa; Arthropoda; Insecta; Hymenoptera; Formicidae. The record is from RefSeq and is a predicted model, not a curated record. The transcript has 10 exons.